Belonocnema kinseyi is the source of this 1203-nucleotide messenger RNA. RefSeq names its product facilitated trehalose transporter Tret1-like. Gene Ontology annotation, cellular component: membrane. The transcript is spliced from 2 exons. Lineage: Eukaryota; Metazoa; Arthropoda; Insecta; Hymenoptera; Cynipidae. The coding region runs from base 1 to 1203 and encodes 400 amino acids. The record is from RefSeq and is a predicted model, not a curated record. Gene Ontology annotation, biological process: transmembrane transport. Gene Ontology annotation, molecular function: transmembrane transporter activity.
AUGAUAUCUUCUCUACUAACUGUUGGAUACAUAAUAGGAUAUUUACUAAAUCCUCUCAUAAUAGACAAAUUGGGAAGGAAAAAUACUUUACUACUUUAUGGUAUUCCACAAAUUAUUUCCUGGGUUUUAAUAAUCAUAGCCAAAAACCAUAUCACAAUAUAUAUUGCAAGAAUUCUAGGUGGGAUUUCUUACGGUGCAGGAAUUUGCGGACUGACCAUCUACCUUUCAGAAAUCGGAAGUUCAAGAACAAGAGGAAUUUUUAUUACUUUCCUCAAUCUCUCAAUGGGAUUAGGAUUCUUUUUCGCCAUGCUUUUGGGCGCGUCCGUACCCUACAAUUACAUGAAUCUCAUUUUUCUCUCAUCACCAAUUAUUUUUGUUAUAACAUUUCUUUUUGUGCCCGAUUCUCCUUACUUUAUGGCAAAAACUAAUCGAGAAGAGUUAGAAAUGAAAAAGACAAUAAAUCCUUUAUUGCUUAGAGAAAAAGAUACUGAAAAACAGGAUUCAAAUAAAGCGGACUAUGAACUAGAAGAUCAUAAAGAAAAGGAAGAACUUAGUUUGGAAGGAGAUAAAAAAGGUUCAAAAUUUUUCGAUAUAAAAGAAUCCAGUUUAUGGAAAUUAGUGACUCUUCCGAAUAAUCGAAGAGCUUUGGUGAUAGUGAUAAGUCUUGCAGCCAUGGAUGUGUUUUCUGGUCAUAUGGUUAUGUGGACUUUUACACAACAAUUGUUAACUCAUAAAGGAUCAAUUAUAGACCCUGAAAAAGCAACUUUGAUGAUAGCAAUUGUAAAAAUAUUUGCCUCCUUAUUAACUACUCUCAUAAUAGAAAAAAUGGAUAGAAGAGUUCUUAUUUUAUCUUCUGGGAUAAUUGGCACCUUCGCUCAGGGACUUGUUGGUGCCUUUUUUUUCUUUGAAGAACGAAAUUUUGAUAUUUCUAGUAUUAGAUGGUGGCCCAUACUGGGAAUGACAACUUAUGAAUUGGCUUUGGCAAUGGGGGCUUCAAAUAUUUUUUAUCUUUACCAAGCAGAAUUAUUUUCGACUGAAGUUAAAAGUAUGGCUAUAAUGCCCCCCACGAGCCAGAAGAACAUUCCUCAAGGUAUGGCUGAAUUAGAUUGCAUGUUAGCGAAAAUUAAAAUUGACUCGGAAGAAAAGAGCAUGGAAAAGCUCGACAGAUAUCUCGCUGAGCGCGAGAGAAAUAUGCGUCGAUAA